Messenger RNA from Leopardus geoffroyi (Geoffroy's cat), 1650 nucleotides. RefSeq names its product translation initiation factor IF-2-like. The record is from RefSeq and is a predicted model, not a curated record. NCBI's taxonomy places the organism in Eukaryota, Metazoa, Chordata, Mammalia, Carnivora, Felidae. Bases 1 to 1185 code for a protein of 394 amino acids. The transcript has 3 exons.
AUGUUCAACUCCAGCUAUCGCCCCUCGGCCUCCCAGCGCCCCGAAAACCCCGCUCGCGAGCCGCCUUCCUGGCGCCGGCCAGCAGGUGGCGCCCGACCUCCACCGGCCGGACCCGGACGAGUGGCCGGAGCUCCGCCGCCGAAAGCCUCCUCCGAAAGGUGCCGCUUUUCCUGGACGGUGCUGCUACUCUGGGUCGUCGUCCAAACGUUGCAAACGGUCCCCGGCUUCCAGGGACCGCGCAGGUGCUCGAGAGCCCCACCCCGCCCGCACGGCUUCCUCUGGAAAGCCGGCGAGCCCUUGCACAGGACCUGCCGUCCGGGUCUGAUCCUCUCGCCGGUCCGAGCGGACCACGAGAGGCUGGGGGCGACCGGGAGCCGGCGUCCGCGCCCCCACCCUGUCGUCCCCGUUGGACAGGAUGGGGUGGGAGCGGGAGCGGGGGGGGGGGCAGCGACCCGUCCUCGUGCUUCCCGCCCCCGCCCUGAGCGGAGCGGCUCGUCGCGCGGGGCGCUGGGCGGGCCGGCGACAGGUGGCCGGACAUCAGGUGGCAGGUCCGAAGGGCGGCCUGCGCCGGCACGCCCCGCCUCGCCCAGGUGUGGCGGGCAGAGCCGGCGUCCCCGUCGGUACGAUUAUCAACAACAACGACGGCCCCGGUCAAAGCACGUGCUCACCUGCGGCGCGGACGCCGGGCGGGGCGCGGGUGGCGUCGGAGGCUGCCCCGCCCGGGUCCCCGGCGCCGCCCCCCCCCCCCCCCCCCCCGGGAGGAAGCGGGGUCGGGCGCGACCGCCGCAGAGGACGCGGGAGCCGGGCGAGGUUGGGCCGAGAGCCCGAGGCCGCCCCUCCGCACCUGGCCCCGCGCUCUCCGUGACGGAUUCCAGGUCAGGGCCGGAAACGCCACCGCCGCCGCCAGCGCAGACGAGGUGGCGCCACCCAAACACCUGCUGGGCUGGGCCUGAGAAAGUGGCCCCAGGGGUGAGGCAGUACCCUCGCUCUAGGGUGUCCCUUGACGGAGCCUUCCACACCCUGGAGGUUUUCAGCAGCCCUAAAACCACAGCGACACCGACAGGCUCUGCACAGCAGAGGGAAAGUCACCGUUCACUGCGACCCGCGGAAUGUCAUCGGAUAGAAAGCAUUGCUGAAGAAAGUGAAAACGCAAAUAAGUUUGCCAUUGACGAGAGACGUGCCUAGAGUUCGGUCUCCAGUUGAGGCUAAGCUAUGUCAAAACAAAACAAAACAAAGCAAAGCAAAACAAAAAGCACCCACGCGCGCCCUCCACGACAGGUUUAGUGUGGGAUCGUGCAACUCGGAGCAACACGGGAGGCAUUAUUGUCAACUCAGUAAAAUGAGUACUUCUUGGAAACCGUGCUGAUCGCUAUGGAGCUCUGAGAGGCAGGACACUUUCGGGGUUCCUUUUCUAGAACAGGCAGGGCUAUUAUAAUGAUCCUAUUAAUCGGAAAUCAUUAGGAACAUUUGCAUAGCGAAGCUGUAUUUACAUACACUGCCCUUGAGAGGCUGCCGGUCUGUGCCUUGCAGUGUGGGUGGCAAAGUAAUGUGAUUAAUUAUGCACAAAUCCUGAUUUCUCGUGCCACAUUCCAGCACUGAUAGUAUUUUUUAAGUUUUGCGAAAGGGAGGUGGCUCUCCCGUUGACCGAAG